AUAUUUUUGACUGUCGUGUCGACAAGAUGGGCAAGCGCAAGGCAAGCGAUGCUUCUGUGGCCAAGAAGGCCAAGACCACUGACAAUGGCAGUGGUGGUGGUGGUGCUGGUAGUGCUGCUGGUAGAGUGAGCGCGGAGGGCAUUACGGGGCUUGUUGACACCGUGAAGCAGGACCUGGAGGCCAUCAAGACUGCUGCCUUGGCGAAUGCCGACGAAGAAGAUACCGCAACCACGGAUGAGCUGAACGCUCGUUUGAAGACGUUUGCCGCCAAGGUCACCGCCAUCAAGAUCCUUGCACGUCAACUGGCUGUGCGUGUCGUCGAUUCCACAGAGCGCGUCAAGCAGGCCAAACAAGGCAUGGAGGCGACGCACCUGCAGCUGCAGAACGUGUUGUACGAACACCUCCACGUGCUCAACGAAAUCAAGACCUGUCAAAGCUACCGGUCGCGAGCAGAGGACCUGGAGCUUGUCACGCGGGACGAAUAUCUUGCGUCGGAUGCAGCGAGUGGCGAAGACAAAGACGAGCACCACGAGAUGCUCGGCCGCCUCCAGUUCGAGGCCGAGGAGCGCGCAAGGCUGCGGAGUGAUCUUGAGGAGCGGCAGUACCGCAAGACCGCCAUCUCCAAUAUCAACGAGAAGAAGCGCGCCAUGAUCAAGGCCGCGCCAGAUGCAGUCACGCACCUGCUUGACGCGUGCAACAAGUGCUCAGACGUGUUUGGCCCAGCCAGCAUGCCCCACGAUGAGCUGUUGGCCAAGUUCAGGGCGUCCCACCCACUGGCUGAUCGCCUACCUGCCCCGCUCCACGCUUUGCUCAUGACUGUCGCAGGCUACAACAUCGCAUACGAAGCGCGAUCAUGGAGUGUUCACAUCGCCGGCGACGCCGCUGCGGUGGAUAAGUUCGAGGCAGAGGUGGACGCGUGCGAAACAUACAUGUACGCAUUGGCGCGCAAGGAGCAGGGCGACAACGACGACGUCGAAGAUGAAAGAGAUGAGGAUGAUGAAGACGAGGAGGAAGGUGGCAAGCGAAGCAAGGAUGCACACAAGAGCCAAACUGGACAGUCAAAGACAGCGACGGCGCCAGCCAACCUCCACCAGCUGCUGUUCACGCCGCACCCGCUCUCCCUCGAGCUCAAGUCAACGCCAGAUGCAGCGAAAUCGCUUCGUCUCGUGUUCCGCCAUUACCCGCUCCUCCACAUCGUCACCACCACGGAGCAGAGCCCAAAGACACAGCUGCCUGUGCUGCAGCACGUUGCUCCGGCAGACAGCGGCAAGACCCCUUCGUCUCCAUCGUCGCCGGCAUCGCCACCACCGCCCGUCAUGUUCAUGCUCGACAGACUCGGCGUGGAGGAUUACCGCCCUCGCCUGACCGGCACCAUCGUGCCCGCCGUCCAGGACAUCGCGGGACUCACAGACGCAGGUCGCAAAACACGCCCAUGGCAUUGGUGGCAUUAG
This is a messenger RNA of Salpingoeca rosetta, 1451 nucleotides long. RefSeq lists its product as uncharacterized. Bases 27 to 1451 code for a protein of 474 amino acids. The record is from RefSeq and is a predicted model, not a curated record. Gene Ontology annotation, molecular function: mRNA binding. Gene Ontology annotation, cellular component: THO complex part of transcription export complex. Lineage: Eukaryota; Choanoflagellata; Craspedida; Salpingoecidae. Gene Ontology annotation, biological process: positive regulation of DNA-templated transcription, elongation; mRNA export from nucleus. The transcript is spliced from 9 exons.